AUGCUGCCCUCCUGGGUUCCGGGCAUUGCCGCUGGGAUUGCCUCCUUGCACCUCAUCCAGAAACUCCUCUUUCCCUACUUCUGGGCUGACCUGAGAUACUUGCUGAAAGUACUGAUGUAUGGGCUGAAAGUGGAGAUUUACAGGCUGCGAGGGAAGAUUGUCACCGUCCUGGACAAGUUUGUGAAGCUGGCUGAGGAGCAUCCCCACAAGCCGUUCCUCAUCUAUGAAGGGAAGGUGCACACCUACCGGGAUGUGGACAGGCGGAGUAACAGGGUAGCGCAGGUCUUCCUUCACCAUGGUGCUCUGAAAAAGGGUGACACAGUGGCCUUGCUGAUGGGCAACGAGCCCGACUUCAUCCAUGUGUGGUUUGGACUGGCCAAGCUGGGCUGCGUGGUGGCUUUCCUCAACUUCAAUGUCCGCUCCAGAUCUCUCCUGCACUGUCUCAGUAGCUGUGAGCCCAAGAUACUGAUUGUGGGAGCAGAUUUGCUUGGGACAUUAGAAGAAAUUCUUCCUAAUCUGCAAAAGGACAUUAGUGUUUGGAUAAUGACCAAAGACUCCACUUUUCCAAGUGUGUAUACACUUUUAGACAAAAUGGAGGCUGUUUCUGAAGACCCUGUUCCGGUUAAUCGACGUUCUGCCAAUAACCUCAAGUCAUCUGUUUUAUACAUAUUUACUUCAGGAACAACAGGUCUUCCAAAGGCCGCAGUCAUCAGUCACAUGCAGGUUCUUAAAGGAGCUGCUGGACUGUGGGCUUUUGGUGCUACUGCAGAAGACAUCAUUUAUAUCACCCUGCCUCUUUAUCACAGUGCAGCGUCUCUCCUUGGCAUCGGUGGAUGCAUCGAAUUAGGGGCAACCUGUGUCUUAAGAAAGAAGUUCUCAGCUAGUCAGUUCUGGAAUGACUGCAAAAAGUACAAUGUCACUGUCAUCCAGUACAUUGGAGAACUUUGCCAUUACCUUUGCAGCCAACCAGUGAAGGAUGGAGAAAAAAAUCAUAAAGUUCGACUGGCAGUUGGAAAUGGAGUAAGAAAUGAUGUGUGGAGAGAAUUUUUAGACAGAUUUGGUUCCGUUAAGAUCUGUGAGUUUUAUGGUGCUACUGAAGGAAACAUUUGUUUUAUGAACCACACAGGAAAAAUUGGAUCUGUUGGACGCACCAAUUUCUUUUAUAAGCUUUUUUUUCCAUUUGAUUUAAUCAAGUAUGAUUUCCAAAAAGAUGAACCAGUUAGAAAUAAGCAUGGUUGGUGUGAAAAAGUUAAGAAAGGUGAGGCUGGUCUUCUCAUUUCCAAAGUGAAUGCGAAGAACCCCUUCUUUGGUUAUGCUGGCAAUAAGAGGCACACAGAAAAGAAAUUACUCAGUGAAGUAUUUAAGAAGGGAGAUCUUUAUUUUAAUACUGGAGAUCUAAUGGUUCAAGACCAUGAGAACUUCCUGUAUUUUUGGGACAGGAUUGGAGAUACCUUCAGAUGGAAAGGGGAGAAUGUUGCAACAACAGAAGUUUCUGAUGUCAUUGUAAUGUUGGAUUUCAUACAAGAAGCAAAUGUGUAUGGUGUAUCUGUGCCAGAUCAUGAAGGAAAAGCAGGAAUGGCCUCUCUCAUUUUAAAGCAGAAUAAAUCAUUGGACUUAGAGCAAAUGUAUAAGCAAGUGGUGACCUAUCUACCAAGUUAUGCCUGUCCUCUUUUUUUAAGAGUUCGGGAAACAAUGGAAAUGACCGGAACUUUCAAACAACAAAAAUUUCGAUUAGUGGAUGAAGGUUUUAAUCCAUCCACAGUUACUGAUCCUCUUUAUUUUUUAGAUAAUUCUAAGCAAGCGUACGUCUUGUUAACCAAAGAACUACAUGAGAGGAUCUUAUCUGGGCAAAUGAAACUUUAAUUAACUAUAUAGGCUUAUAGGCUAUUAGGAGACAGUCUGUGUCUCUACAUGAACUACUGUGUUAGAAGCAGUGAAAAUAAUUACCAAUAUUUAUAUGUUAUUAACCAGAAUAGUAUUUUAUAUUCUUGAUAUUUACUUUCAGAUAUGUCUUGUAUCUUUCCUCACUUGAUAAUUGUUCAUUAAUCAUUUCUACCUCUUGAGAUCAAUUACAAGUAAAUGACCUGUAAAACAACAUUGAAAUCUAUUUUAUCUUAAUUUUGGAGUAUAGAUGCAGAGUGUGAUAGUUUUUCUUAGUACUAUAUUAACAUGAAUGAUAUGGGGAAUGCUAAAUAGUAAAAAAAGAUCCAACAUAUAAAAAUGUAGUGACAGAAGCUGUUAUUAGUUCUAGAUAGACAAAAUAAGCCAGUAACAUAUUUUUAAUGUAAUUUACAUUUCAUAUGUACUUACCAAUAUAUGUUUUAGGAAAUAAGACUUGAAAGGGGUUGGAAGAAACCUCUUAUGUGGAGGACUUUUCUGAUGGAACAUAAGAUGAAAGAGAAUGAAACAGAAGAAAACACUCCAAACAAACACAAAACUAGAAAGUUAAUACUAACAUUACUGCUAGAACUUUUUGUCAUGAUGCAUGCUCUUUCAUUUGUUAAACUGGCUCUUUGAAGUAUUAAGUUAUGGAGACAGACCAAACUUUUGUGUAAUGUUUAGCAGCAUAUCAACAGUAGGAAGAAAAUCACUCAUAUAGCACAAAAAGAAUUCUUAAAGGGCUUUAUGUCAUACAUACUGACUAAUAAAUAGCCUCCUUACUCUUACUAAUGGCUGCCAGAAAAUUGUUAUUUUAUGGGUAUAAAAAUAGCAGAAAUUUAAAAAUUCCUAAUCAUAUAUUCUGAUGCACUGCUUUGCAAAAGUUUUAAAAUAAAAUAUAAGAUUAUUUAAACAAAUUUUGUGCUGUCUCAGUUAAAGUCUGAUUGCUUAAAGACUUUUAAUAGCCUGUUUCAAUACAUUACUUACACAGUACAAAUAAUGGGACAAUGUCCUCCUCUAAUGGAUUGUUUUGCCAGCUUCGAUCAGUGGCCUUAAUGGCCAGAAGUAUACCAGUACCAUGGAACACUGCAAGGGUGAUUCUGUUCUGUUUUUCUUUGUUUCUUUCUACUUUGUUCAUCAAACGAUGCAUUAGAAAUUGUGUCUACUUCUGUUUCUUUGAUUAUCACUUUCAUUGAUUUUCCUUAAAAUCCCAAACCAAGGUGUAUGAGCCAUUUUAUAAGAUACUGCAAGGAGUUAGGUGAUUGGCUAAGGACUGUUCUUGCUUAUUGCUAUCUCAUGCGUAUUUCAAGUAGCCAGCUGUAACUUGCUUGGCUGAAGGUCAAGCCCACACAAUGCUCUUGAUUCUAUAUUCUAUAUAGGAGCUCACCCCUCAUGUUUCAAACUUUCUCAGACAUGGAACCUGAUCAUGUGGGGUGGCUGCCAUAAGGGUGACCACAUUGGAUCAUCCACUGUGACCAGAACCCAAUACACUAAUGAGCAUAAACCGGUAUUAGAAAAGUGCUGCCCACUUAAAUAGGAGCAAGCCUCGCCCAUGGGUUGAUGUUCCUCAGCACCUGGUGGUCUCCUUGUCCUGGCAGGGCUCCUAUAGCUACUGCAGCGUUUGGUACUGUCUGUGUUGGAGAAUUAAUAAAGUGAAUUGCAUCUAUUGUCUACUGUGUGGAUUCUUGCCAACUGUGAACCCCAGACCUUUGAUUCUGCACACAAGAAUGCAAUAAAAAUUAUAUGAAGACUCUUAACGUGCUUGUUUCUGAGUGCUAUAUUCUUCAUGGGACUGCUAGUACAAAUAAGCAAGUUUGUAGUUUUGCAGUUUACAAGGAAGCGAAACCAAACAAUACUUCACCAACAUCAUGCUUCAUGUUAGAUGUUAUUAUAAAAGGUUAAGCACAUAAAGGGGAAAGGAGACAACUGCUAGGUAAGAGUGGAAGGGGUUGCUAUGGUCUAGCACUUCCUGAGCAGUCCCACUUUUUAUAUCUGCUUCUUUUUGUAGUUCCCCAAAUUGCUGUCAACAACAGGGAGAUUUUUUUUUUUUUGCUUCUUUUUUGGUUAGAUACAAAUAAUAAUGUUCUGUUCUGAACAGAGUUCCACUUUUCUAAUCAUGGACUGCAAAUUUAAGAGUCAAGUAUUUACAAUAGAGUUAAACCCAACUUUGCAAAAUAGGUUACAAUUUUCAGCAAAGUUGUUGUUGAAAUCAAAACUAUUUUAUCUCUUAUGUCCAUCUCACCAUAUGUGUGUGUUGACUAUACUUCAGGAUCUCUUUUCUUUUAUUGCAACACUAACGUGGCAAAUAAUACAUUUUUUAUAAUUAAAAAAAACAAAAAACAAAACAAAAAAAAACCUUUACCCUGAGAUCUA
Messenger RNA from Cygnus atratus (black swan), 4251 nucleotides. RefSeq names its product solute carrier family 27 member 6 (gene SLC27A6). NCBI's taxonomy places the organism in Eukaryota, Metazoa, Chordata, Aves, Anseriformes, Anatidae. The record is from RefSeq and is a predicted model, not a curated record. The coding region runs from base 1 to 1863 and encodes 620 amino acids. The transcript is spliced from 10 exons. Gene Ontology annotation, molecular function: long-chain fatty acid-CoA ligase activity; long-chain fatty acid transmembrane transporter activity.